Molecule: messenger RNA, 496 nt
Organism: Magnolia sinica
Lineage: Eukaryota; Viridiplantae; Streptophyta; Magnoliopsida; Magnoliales; Magnoliaceae
Exons: 2
Coding region: 51-335 (94 amino acids)
Source: RefSeq, a predicted model, not a curated record
UAUAUGUAGAGAAUUUUCGAAAAAUAGGUUCAGGCAUUCUAAGGGGAGAUAUGGAAGGGAAAAUGGAGGGAGAAGGAAGCAUCCGUACACCACCAUCACCAUCCAACGGUCAGCAGCAGUUGUCUCUAAUGUCUCAGUUGAAGAAGGAAUGCCUUUCUUUAGCUGCUUCCUUGCAGGAAGGUCUACGCUACAUCAAAGCCAUCAUCGUAGGUCAGGUAAUGAAGUUGAAGGCUCGAGAUGAGGAGGAAGCAGCAGAAGCAGACUUACAGACGGCUAAGAUGCAAGUAGAAGCAACUGACGAAGCGGAGCAUACGAAGAAGCAACUAGACAUGUAAUCCCUUUUCUUUUCUUAGAUUAGUACCAUUGUAAUAAGGCUAGAUUAUGAAAAAGAAAAGGCUAGAUUAUCAGUAUUUUCUCCCUAAUGUUGCUAGCUUUUGGACCUGUUUGGCACACAUCAUGAUAAUGCUAUUUACCUGAGAAUAGUGCAAUCAAUAUA